GCAUCUUUUUUGAGAGGUGUCUCUUUCUUUUUUUUUUUUUAUUCAUUUAUAAAUCAUUCUCUUAUCCCCACUUUUCCUCCCUUGGUCAUCUUUUUUGUGUUUCUUUGUCUCCUUCUUUGCCCUUUUUUUUCUUACAAGUCACAUUUUGGACAUUUGUAUUACAGCAUGCGCUCAUUGGAAGAUUAUGACAUUUCACCCAUCACCGGGUUUUUGCCUGUGGAGCCACCUUUACGACGUCUUCCCGAUCCAUAUUUUGCUCCAUGGGAAGAGAUGAUGGAGAAUUUCAAUGGACUUCUUUUAGCCGGUAAAUUCAGAGAAAAGGUCCUGCAGAUGCCGCUUCUAGAUCAUACUCGGUUAACCACGACAGCCGAAUAUCGAAGAGCAUUUGUCAUCUUCUGCUUCCUUUCACACAGCUAUGUUUGGGGAAAGCUUGAAAAGACAUCGGAGACACUGCCUGCGACUUUGGCCGUCCCAUGGACUGGGAUCUCUAACUACUUGGGAUUAUGCCCGGUCGUAUGUCAUGCUGCUGUCGAUUUAUGGAAUUACCGACUCCUCGAUGCCGAUGGUCCCAUCGAUCUCAGUAAUCUUGCAGCAUUGACAACCUAUUCGGGUUCACUGGAUGAAGCGUGGUUCUACUUGAUCACAACUGCCAUUGAAAGUGCGGGUGCAUGUUGUUUGCCUGCAAUACUGUCGGUCAUUGAACACAUCAAUGACUGCAAUUAUGACGGUAUCAAGUCCAACCUUGAAACCAUGUAUGGUGCACUGGUGAAAAUGAACGAAAUUUUGCAGCGUAUGUACGAAAAGUGCGACCCUUAUGUGUUUUACUGGAAAAUUCGACCCUACUUGGCUGGUUGGGAGAACAUGGCUGAAGCCGGCUUGCCAUUUGGUUUGGUGUAUGAAGGUGUAGAUCAUCUGUGGUCGGCCGAAACGGACGAGUAUGCAGACAUGAGUCAUCUCACUGAAGGCCAGCGUAUCUUGCGUCAGUACCGUCGUUAUGCAGGAGGCAGCGCGGCUCAGAGCAGCCUUAUCGCGGCCUUGGACGUUGCAUUUGGCGUGGAACAUUAUCCUACCGGUGAAAAACCCUCCGUCAUGAAAUUGGACAAUCCUUUGCCUAAAGAUAGAUACACCCGUCUUCCUUCCGCGGUCCCGACUGACGACUCCAGUUCCGAUGGUAGCCGGACUCCGCAACCGCCUUUCACCCGUACCAACCGUAACGCCUUCCUUCGCGCCAUGCGCAAGUAUAUGCCGCGCCCUCAUCGCGAGUUCCUCGAAGAUUUGGAGUCGGGAAGCAAUAUCCGUCCUUUCAUGCUCCAUCUCCGAGAAAAAAUGCAAGCAGAAGAUAUCACGGCCGAAGAACUGAACGUCAUUGAACUAUACAAUAACUGUAUCCACCAGCUCAAAUUAUUCCGUGAUAAGCACGUCCAGAUCGUUAGCCUGUAUAUCGUCAAUCAAGCGCGCAAAGGUCCCAAUAUCCCCCACGGCGGUUUUGCUAUUGAUAAGAAGAAAGAAGAGCAGCCUGCAGCGGAAGCCAAGGACGAAAAGACACAGAAUGUGUUGUAUCCUCAGACGGCCUUGGAGACAUCGCCCGGCAUUCGUGAAGGAUCGGUAUCUGCCAAAGUGAGCCAUCUAUUUCCCGAACUCGGUCUGGCCAAGCAUGUUGAUCCCAAGACAGGUGUCGUAAGAGGUACAGGUGGAACCAACGUCAUGCCAUUUUUGAAACAAUCACGAGAUGAGACGGCCGAUAUGAAAAUUGCCCUUGAAUCGCCCGCUACUGCUCCCUCCAACAAAACAUGGUCUGACUGGAUUAUGCGUCGAUAGAAAUGCACCUUCGAGACCUUUGACCUUUUUUUUUUUGUAUUUUUUCACCCAUUCGACUUCAACAUCCUUUUAUAUUUUCCCCAUUUACUUUUUUCAUGUAAGCUAUACCGAUUUUUUGUUUCUUUUAUUUCAUUUUCUCCUUUUUCUCUUUCUUCAUCGUCCAUUAUCACUGUAUGAAUAUUAAAAGCCUUUUACCUAUUCGUUGUUGUCAAAAA
Messenger RNA from Radiomyces spectabilis, 2033 nucleotides. RefSeq names its product Indoleamine 2,3-dioxygenase. Gene Ontology annotation, molecular function: indoleamine 2,3-dioxygenase activity; metal ion binding; heme binding. Bases 166 to 1818 code for a protein of 550 amino acids. Gene Ontology annotation, cellular component: cytoplasm. The transcript has 4 exons. Gene Ontology annotation, biological process: 'de novo' NAD+ biosynthetic process from L-tryptophan. The record is from RefSeq and is a predicted model, not a curated record. NCBI's taxonomy places the organism in Eukaryota, Fungi, Mucoromycota, Mucoromycetes, Mucorales, Radiomycetaceae.